UUGGCACUGACGUGGCCGCCGGGAGCCGCCAUCUUGUGCGCAGUAAGGGAGGCUGUGAGGGAGGCGGAAGGCGAAGGCCAGAAGUAGACGAGGCACCCGGCGGGCCCGGAGAGGACGACGACGGAGACCCCGCAGCCAGGCACCCCGCAACGUCGCCCGAUUUUCUUGGCCAGUGGGUGAACAGUAUCCUGAAACAUGGGAAAUAUUUUUGCCAACCUUUUCAAAGGCCUCUUCGGCAAAAAAGAAAUGCGUAUUCUUAUGGUCGGACUGGAUGCUGCAGGAAAAACUACUAUAUUGUACAAGCUUAAACUCGGUGAAAUAGUAACUACCAUCCCUACAAUAGGUUUCAAUGUAGAAACAGUAGAAUACAAGAAUAUUAGCUUCACGGUGUGGGAUGUUGGCGGACAGGAUAAGAUCAGACCACUCUGGCGCCAUUAUUUCCAAAAUACACAAGGCUUGAUCUUUGUGGUUGACAGCAACGACCGAGAGCGAGUCAACGAAGCCAGAGAAGAGCUUAUGAGAAUGUUGGCAGAAGAUGAGCUCAGAGACGCUGUCCUUUUAGUCUUCGCUAACAAACAGGACCUGCCGAAUGCCAUGAAUGCCGCGGAAAUCACAGACAAACUAGGAUUGCAUUCUCUCCGCCACAGAAACUGGUACAUCCAGGCCACCUGCGCCACCAGCGGGGACGGCCUCUAUGAAGGACUGGACUGGUUGUCCAAUCAGCUCCGAAACCAGAAAUGAAGCCCUGAAUUAUUCCUCUUUUCUCCCCCACCCCUCUUCCUCUCCCCCACCCCUCCCCUCCCCUGCCCUCCCUCGCUUUACUCUAAUGUGGCAAACCAUGCUACUUUGUAGUAUUGAGUGCCGGAAAACUCUUUUCAUCAUCUCUUCUCCUCCACAGGAUUGUCCUUCACCACGCUGUACAUGUGGCAAAACCAAGCCCAAAAGGGGGAAAAAACAAACAAACAAGUUUUAGCUUUUUAUUUUCUUAUUUAAUGUAAAUAGUUAUUGUUUUUUCCCACGAGGCAAGUUUCUGGUACUCCUAUGCAAUAUUAUUCGGAUUUUUUUUUUUUUUAUGAUAAAGAUUAAAAAGAAAGAAAGAAAAAGAACCCAACAACUUUGAGGGGAUUCAGGAAGAGAAAAGAGAGAGAGAGAAAAAAAAAGGUUGCCAGGAAUCUUGUUUUGUUGGUUUGUGCGCGCGUGUGUGGACUCGAUCCCUCUCGGCUUGCAGAUCUGAUUUCCACAGCCAUGUUUUUAAGCCUGGGGAUGAGUUUCUUUUUAGAAGACGGGGGUGGGUGUGGGUGGGAAGGUGGGUGGAAAGACUUGAACCCAGGACCCUUUGCAAUUUCUGCAACGACUGACACCAGCAAUUUCCCUCGUUCCAGAUCAUAAAAUUAGCUUGACCUUUUUGUGAUGGGAGCUGGGUGGGAGACUUACCCCAGAGUUAGAGCGAAGUCAGUAGAAGUUGCAGAUUAACAAGAAAUUGGGACACACACACACACACACACACACACACACACACCCUGUACUCUUUUAACUGCCCCUUAGAUUUCGAUUUUAAAAAUUAUUUUUUUCCCCUCCAACCUAUUGGUGCCAUCUUCAUCUUCCUCUCUGUCUCUGUGGGGCGUAGCUCCUUCAAAAAUCCUUGUACUUCUCCAGCCUAGAAUUAUUUCCAAAGACGGUCCUCUUACACAAACGUCACAACGGCAGCCCCACCUCAGCAAGUACUGUACUUAAAUAAGAAAUGUCACACGAGCUUUUCCGUUGUUACAUCUGGGAAAGUGGGGGGGGGGGGUGGAGGAUAUCGAAAACAUGAGAGUUUGAUAAUCGGGCGUCUUCCAUUCUUAAGAUGUGUCUAGAUUCCAUUUUCGGAAGGCAAGAAACACCCUUUUUUUACAUCCCUCAUCCUGCAAGGUUUGAGAUUUGCCAUCCCAGAUUUUAACUUUUUUUGUUCAGUUUUUUUUUUCUUUUGUAUUUUGAUAAUUAAAAAAAAUACCACCGAAAAACCUGGAGCUAUUGCAACUCAUGAAAAAAACACGAUCGGAACUGGUUUGUUUGGUGUGGACAAGGAAAAAAAAAAAAACCACCCUCCCUCGUUUGCUUUCAAUACAGUAAUCAACUGUUUUGUAUACUUGUUUUCAGUUAUCAUUUCAACGAACGAGCACUGUAAUUAAAGCUAUUAGAAUAAAAAUCUCUUAACUAUU
This is a messenger RNA of Crotalus tigris (Tiger rattlesnake), 2201 nucleotides long. RefSeq names its product ADP ribosylation factor 1 (gene ARF1). NCBI's taxonomy places the organism in Eukaryota, Metazoa, Chordata, Lepidosauria, Squamata, Viperidae. Gene Ontology annotation, cellular component: cytoplasm; plasma membrane. Bases 196 to 741 code for a protein of 181 amino acids. The record is from RefSeq and is a predicted model, not a curated record. Gene Ontology annotation, molecular function: GTP binding; GTPase activity. Gene Ontology annotation, biological process: intracellular protein transport; vesicle-mediated transport. The transcript has 5 exons.